Larimichthys crocea (large yellow croaker) is the source of this 2790-nucleotide messenger RNA. It is a transcript of the gene msantd4, whose product is annotated as Myb/SANT-like DNA-binding domain containing 4 with coiled-coils. The record is from RefSeq and is a predicted model, not a curated record. NCBI's taxonomy places the organism in Eukaryota, Metazoa, Chordata, Actinopteri, Sciaenidae. Bases 1 to 1404 code for a protein of 467 amino acids. The transcript is spliced from 6 exons.
AUGUCCUACAAAGUACAGAAGACUGCAGAGCCCAUUCAGCCUGUGAUGUCCCCCUACCUGCGCAAGCUCACCUGGCAGCAGUCCAGAUCUCCUCGUGUCUCUGUAUCUGGGGGUUUCUGUCCCCUCUUCGCUGCCAAGCUGGAUUUUCUGCAGGUGAAGCAUCUGAAGAGGAAGAGGAAGAGCAACUACAGUGUGAGAGAAACACAGACGCUCAUUAGGGAGAUCCACAAGAGGAGGGACGUGUUGUUCUCCAGACAGCAGAACACAGCCAUUAAUGAGCUGAAGAGACAGGCAUGGGAGGAAGUGGCACGAGGUGUUAAUUCGCUGGGGGAGGGAGAACUACGCACUGCUGCUGAGGUGAAGCGUCGUUACCUGGACUGGCGUGCACUGAUGAAGAGAAAACAGCUUCAGGCUGAGCUCUCUCUAUCCUCCUCCUCGUCCUCGUCUGUGGCCCUGAAGACUGAGUAUGAUCAGUCCUCCCCUGAGCAUGAAGCAACUUCUCUGGGAUCCGGAUGUGACCAGCUGCUCGACCUCUCAGGCCUCCCAAAGGACUGUCACUGCGACUGGCCAGAGCUGGCAGCUCUUAGUGAGCCGACUGGGCAGGCCAUGAUGGCACCGCCGGGUGUGAAGAUGGAGGAUGACGUCAGUGAAUACAGACUGGAUGGUGAUGGCGAUGUGGGUGAUGGAGAAAUAGAUGAAGAUGAUAUCCCCUCCCUCCUUAGUGACAUUGAGUCACGUGGCGAGGGGCACGUUGCUGAUGUUUAUUCUCACGACGACUUAGGCAUGCUCAGCUCCUCCAAGGCUCCGACCUCCACCUUCACCAGAGACCUGUCACUCUCUGGAGGCCUGAUGGGGAUGCCAGGCCAUGCACUGGGUGGACUGACUAAUCAUGAAAACAUGGGAGCGGGGUUUCUGGUUGCUGUUGAGAAACAGCGGCUGGAGCUGGAAAAACAGCGCCUGGCUGUGGAAACUGAACGCCUGGCGGUGGAGAAAGAGCGUCUGGUGGUGGAGAAGGAGCGGCUUCGUCAGAUGGAUGUCGAGAGGGAAAGACUGCAGCUGGACAGAGAGAGGCUACAAGUGGAGAGGGAGAGGCUGAGGCUUUCACUCCUCAGCCAAUCAGAACACGUCGACUCCUCUUUUAACCUGCCGCCACAACAAGGCCCUCCUUCCUCCUCCACGUCCUCUUUAUCCUCCACUCAUGAUGGACAGAGGAGAGAGAAGGAAAGUAAAGGAUGGAUGUCAGUGGUGGAUCUGGAGGCAGAACGGCUAAAACUAGAGAAGGAGAGACUGCAGCUGGAGAAAGAGAGACUGCAGUUCUUCAAAUUUGAGGCCGGCAGACUGCAGAUUGAGAGAGAACGCCUCCAGGUGGAGAAAGAGAGAAUGCAGAUGCACCAGGGCCACUGAGAAAACAACUCAUAAGAUAGAGAGAAAGAGGACAGUUGAAGGUGAUAAAUACAUUCAAUUUUCACCAGCUUCUAGGGUGCUUUUAAUAAUGAAAACAACCUUGAAUAUGUGGAUUUACAUCAGCAGCUGCUGCCUUAUCAAAUUUCCACACACGUCCUUUCAGGAAGGUGUGAGACACUUUAAUGAUCACUGGGAUUCGGCCAAGGAGAAGACUGAAAUGGAAGACUGGCAUAUUUAUGACCAUCAUGAUAAAGCAGUGCCUUAUGAUGUCUUCAUAAAAAUGGGCGGCAGCCAGAAAAAAGAAUCUAGGAUUUGUUUAGCACAUGCAGCUGGUUAGUCCUGAGCAUAUCUGAUUUAUAAAAUGUGAAGUUUUAACAGCUGUUCGGGGCCUCAUCCAAAUACACUAAUGCACAAAACGUGCAGUAAAUGCAACAGAUUCAUACUGGUGUAGAAAUGUGGAAAGAAAAAAUGAAAUGGUUCUGCACUCAUACACCAAAUCAGUGCCAACUAAUCUACUGCAUGGGUGCUUCUAAAAUGUGUCGGAAGCUAAAUUAUAGUUUCCAACACUGAAAAAAAAAACAAAAGCACAAAACCUUUACUUGUACAAAGAUACUUUUAUGUUAUCUAAGUUUUGCUGUGCUUGUGCUGAAAUAUCUUUUAUAUGGUUUAUAUGGUAAUGCGUAUGACUUGAUACAUUUGUCCCUUUCCGUCCUCUUUGACACGUCACGGCAGGAAAAGCAAUGGUGUUUGUAAUGACAUAAACGAUGGCUAAGUUCUAUUCACAUGUCCAAGUGAGUCAUGACAGUGCAACAGCGAGGCAGCCGUCAUUUAUUUUAUUAUUUUCACCUGCACAAGCCAAAAUGUAAUAAUAAAGGUGAAAUAUUAUAGUUUAAACAAUACCACGUAGUCAGUAUUUUGCGACAUGGGAAAAUGUCUUCUGUGAGAUAAGAGCUAUUAAGUUUUGAUGUUUUUGCCAUUAGGAUCUUAGAAAAGAGCCUGAACAUCUGUGAUGAGCAGCUACUGGAGGAUUGGUAUGCAUGCUGGAAAAUAAAAAUAUUCCUUUGAUAUCUCUUUUCUUCAACAUAUACUUUACGUUGUUUUAGAAAUAUACUGUGAAGUGUUACUGGUUAAAACCUAUUCUGCGACUGUGUACUGAAGGUUAUGUCAUCCAGCAAAAUUACACAUAUCAAACACAAAUACUGUAUGCUUUUUAAAUGUUAACACCAGUUUGUCUCUUUGAAUAACUUUAUAACAGGCCACAAGACUUAUUUUAUUAUUUUCUUGUAUUAUAAUUCUGCCCUUGAUAAGUAUAUAUAUGUAUUUCUACAUACUGCUUUCAUACUCAGUCCACGUACUUCCAUGGUAAUAAAUUUGUAAAUAAAGUUU